AUGCCCCGGUUUUCCCUAGAGAUUGUAGUCUUCUUUGGGCGAGGCUGUACUGCACGCAAGCGCUGUUGGGAGAACUCCUGCCGGGGAAGGGGCUCGGGUAAAACGGCUGAAUAUUUAGCUUCGAUAUUCGGGACUGAGAAGGACAAGGUUAACUGCUCUUUUUACUUUAAGAUCGGGGCCUGCCGGCACGGGGACCAGUACUCCCGGCUUCACAACAAGCCGACUUUCACCCAGGAGGUGUUCACGGAACUGCAGGAGAAGUAUGGGGAGAUCGAAGAGAUGAAUGUGUGAGACAACCUCGGGGACCACCUCGUGGGCAACGUCUAUGUCAAGUUCCGGCGGGAGGAAGAUGCAGAGCGGGCUGUGGCUGAACUCAAUAACCGUUCAAUGGGCAAGCUGCACGCCGAGCUGUCUCACGUCACCGACUUCCGGGAGUCAUGCUGUUGCCAGUAUGAGAUGGGGGAAUGUACCCGAGGUGGCUUCUGCAACUUCAUGCAUCUUCGGCCCAUUUCCCAAAACCUCAGGCCCCGCUCUAUGGCGGGGACCCACGUGCAGGUCACCGCCGAGGUCCCAUACUGGCCACCGUCCCCGAGAGAGAAACCGCCGGCAUUCCCCAGAUCACCGGCAUGGCCGCUUCUGAGGACCUGGCUGCCUUACCCUUCGCCACCCACAGGAACAGAUGUUCCUGGCAGGACCUCUCCUCAAAGCCCCCUUCACUUUCCUGCCCUGUCUAUCCCUGGCUCCCGGGCUCCAUAAUGUAAUCUGCUCAACAUGGAGACCUUCUUCUACCACCCCUCUCAAUAAAGUACCAUAUAGCAAA
This is a messenger RNA of Callithrix jacchus (white-tufted-ear marmoset), 820 nucleotides long. The record is from RefSeq and is a predicted model, not a curated record. Lineage: Eukaryota; Metazoa; Chordata; Mammalia; Primates; Cebidae.